Messenger RNA from Danio aesculapii, 4096 nucleotides. It is a transcript of the gene sp3a, whose product is annotated as sp3a transcription factor. Gene Ontology annotation, biological process: regulation of transcription by RNA polymerase II. Gene Ontology annotation, molecular function: DNA-binding transcription factor activity, RNA polymerase II-specific; RNA polymerase II cis-regulatory region sequence-specific DNA binding. NCBI's taxonomy places the organism in Eukaryota, Metazoa, Chordata, Actinopteri, Cypriniformes, Danionidae. The record is from RefSeq and is a predicted model, not a curated record.
GCGAAGUGGAAGCCCCGCCGUCAAUCAAAUUAAGAAAAAAACAAACUGGACUAAAGCGAGCGCAAGCAGCGAUUAAAACAACCAUGUUCGGUGUGUAAAAAAAGCCAACCAUCAAUCUCCAGGAAAGAACUCGCGUAAUGACCGCGCCUGAAGGGCCAGUGAAAGCGGGAGUCAUGGCGGACAGCAGCAGCGCUCAGGACGGCGGCGGCGCGGAGCAGGACGGACAGCCCUCGCCGCUCGCCCUGCUCGCCGCCACUUGCACCGGCCUCGGUUCGCCCGCCCCCGGAGCAGAGAACGGGGCGAGCUCUAAUAACGCCUCAGCUGGGGUGAAUGCUGACCUCUCAGAUCAGCUAACCAGCUCGACUGAACGAUGGGAAGCGUUGCGGGAUGAUUCGGGUGUCCUUCAUCUCCCCGGCACGGGUAUCGUCACUUCCAACGGACAGUAUGUUCUUCCUCUCCAGAGCCUCCAGGGCCUCCAGAACCAGCCCAUUUUACUCACAUCGGGGACCGACGUGUCCUCCGGCGCAGUGCCUAACAUCCAAUACCAAGUCAUCCCUCAGGUGCAGACGGCUGACGGGCAGCUGGGUUUCUCUGGGGCCUCGAUGGCGCAGGACGCCGCAGGACACAUCCAGAUCCUCCCAGACGGCACCCAGGCCAUCAGCGUCACAUCCGCCGACGUCCUCAGCAACAGCCAGAGCCUGAUGACGCAGACAGGCCAAGUGCACCAGAUCCCACAGGUGUCUCUGGGAAACUCUGCGUUCGGCGGGCAGGUCACAAAUGUGCCUCUGGGUUUGCCGGGUAACAUUACCUUCGUGCCCAUAAACAGCGUGGAUCUGGACUCUCUGGGACUGUCGGGAGCCCAGCCCAUAGCCACAGGCAUCACGGCUGACGGACAGCUGAUCAUGACCAAUCAGAGCGUUGAGAACUCUGAGAAAGCAGGAGAACAGCAGCAGCAAACGCUCAGCACUAACGCGACCGCUGAUAUGUUUGUGCCUACCACGUCUUCAGCGUCGUCAUCGCAGGCCAGCACGAUAGACGGCACGGGGGUGUUGACGCAGCAGCCAGCGGCGGCAGGAGAACAGACGGACAGCUCGGGAUACCUCAGUCAGGGAGCGUUGCAGGUGUCUGGAGGACAGCAGGUGAUCCAGUUACAGCAGCUGCCUUUGCAGAGCGCUGACGGUCAGGCUUCUGCUCAGGCCCAACAGACCAUGCAAAACAUACAGCUCAUCAACCCGGGAACAUUCCUCAUCCAGGCCCAAACCGUCACGCCGUCAGGACAGAUACAGUGGCAGACCUUCCAGGUGCAGGGAGUUCAGAACCUCCAGAACCUUCAACUCCAGACGGCUCCAACCCAGCAGAUAACUCUGGCCCCGGUGCAGACGCUAUCCCUGGGUCAGGGUGGCACACCGGUCAGCCUGAGCUCAGGACAGAUGCCUAACCUGCAGUCGGUGACGGUUAACACUGUGGGCCAGGCAGGCAUUCAGUUCCAGCAGUCCGAGGACACCGACAGCACUGGAGAUAUUCAGAUUAAGGAGGAGCCUGAUUCGGAGGAGUGGCCUCUGGACAGUAGCUCUACGCUGAAUGCCAAUGACCUCUCUCACCUUCGUGUUCGUUUAGUGGAGGAAGAGAUGGAGGCUUUGAGCCAGGAGGGCAAACGUCUCCGCAGGGUCGCAUGUACCUGCCCCAACUGCAAAGAGGGAGGCGGGAGGGGAUCUAACAUGGGCAAGAAGAAGCAGCACGUGUGCCAUAUUGCUGGCUGUGGGAAGGUUUACGGGAAGACGUCCCACUUGCGAGCUCACCUGCGCUGGCACUCGGGAGAGAGACCUUUUGUCUGCACCUGGAUGUUUUGUGGGAAGAGGUUCACGCGCAGUGAUGAAUUACAGCGACACAGGAGAACGCACACCGGAGAGAAGAAAUUUGUGUGUUUGGAGUGCUCGAAGAGAUUCAUGCGCAGCGAUCAUCUGGCCAAGCACAUAAAGACGCACCAGAACAAAAAGGGUGGAGGCGUGGUUUCCAGUGGGGGCGUGUCCUCGGACGGCAUCAUCACAGCGGGUGGCACCACACUCAUCCUUACCAACAUCCAGCCGGGCAGCAUGCAGGGUCUGGCCACCGUCAACGCCACCGUGAACACCUCCAGCCCACAGGAGCCGCUAAACGCCACCGAAAUCCCCCUUCAGUUAGUCUCCGUGUCUGCCGGUGACGCCGUCGAGUGAAACCGAAACUAAACAUUCCCGUACAACAUCACAUCCUGUCCUCCCACAACCUCAUUUUCGAUUCCGCGCUCAUGCAUUAUAUAUACCUUGCUUUUUAUACCUUUUUGCAUAUUUACCCUCCUUUACGUGAAUGCAUAUAUACGUACACACACAUAUAUAAAUAUAAAUAUAUAUUUUACAAAUAUAGAAUUAUUGGGGGUUUGGUUCAUCUUUUUACGGGGGAAGCAUUAUUUCUUGAUUUCACAUACAACACUGAAAUGCCUUAUAUUGUAUUAUAAGCUGUCGUGUACAAAAAAAGCUCCAGUUCUUCAUGGGUGUCAAGCAUCUCUUUCAGUGUAUUUGUUGGAAAGGGGUUUAAUCGUGUUUUUUGUAAAGAUUUGCAGCGCUGGCGACAUGAUGAAGAAACGGUUUAGCCAAAAGUGGAAAUUCUCUCCGAAAAUGCAUGGAAGUUCUGCCAAUAGGAUUAAUUACAAUAUUUUUAUCUCAUCAUUUUGACAAUUUUCGAAUUUCUAGAUCACAAUUCGGACUUUUUUACCUCAUAAUUCAGUCAAUACUGAAAAAUAUUAACUCAUAAUUGCGUAAAAGGUUGGAAUUCUGCUGCUAUAUUAUAUUUAGUUCUGUUUUAAAGGGUUAGUUCUCAAAAAUGACAUUUUCCUCAUUAUUUACUCUCCCUCAUGUGGUUUUAAAGCUUUGAGGGUUUUUUUUUUUCUUCAGUAUUGUAUUGAAUAGAAGGGAAGAUAUAAAAAACACUCAUUGACUUCUAUGGUAUAUAGUAUAUGCUAUAAUAUAUGGUAUAUAUAGUAAAUAGUUGCUUUUUUCAAUCUUCAUGUAUAUGAAAUAAAAUAUCUUGUUUUUAAUUCAACAACAAAAAAAGAAAUUCAUAAUUUAGAUCCACUUGAGUGAGUACAUUUUCAUUUUUGGGUGAACGAUCUCUUUAAUAUCUUGGAAAUUUGACUCUCACCCAUAAGUUCUGAGGUAAUUGCUUUAUUGUUGUUAUUGUUAAUGUUAUUUGCAUUAGAAAAAUUCAAUUCUGUCUAUUCUGACAAAUGCUGGGGGAGAAAAUUGACUUCCAUAGUAUUUUUUUUGUUUCUCUAUGGACCUCAAUGGCUGCUUUUUUUUCAACAUUCUUCAGAAUAUCUUUAAUAUAAAGUUUAUAUCCACUUGAGUGAGUCAGUUUUCAUUUUGGGGCAAACUAUCCCUUUAAUAUCUUCUAAGUUUGACCCUCAGCCAUGAAUUUAUUCAUUUUUGUUUGUUAUCGUUUUAUUACUAUUUUUAUUUGCAAAAAAUCUAUACUGUGCGAUUAAAAUCUUCCAAUUCUGUCUAAUCGAACGUUUCGUUAAAAUGUUGAACUUCAGUUUAACUCCAACCUUUUAAAACGUUCAACUGUGAGUGUUUUAAAUCGGUGUUGUACGACAUAGAUCGAGAAAAAGUGAAUCGUGAGCUAAAAAAUUGUAUUAUUUUAUUUUCUUCAGUGGAAAUGAGCUUUUAUGAUUAUACCAUUGCGGUUCUUUAAUUUAUACUCACAAUUUUUCAAAGUAUAAUGACUAUUUAACAUCUGUCAAACUCUGGAAACGAGUCAGUAUGACUUAAUUGUGUGAGAAACAGACUCAAAUUCAGUAAAAAAAAACAAAACUUGUCAUAUAAUCCUCCAAAGCUUUUUUUUUUUAAAUUUGCCAUAUAACUUAAUUUUUUCUUUAACUGCACGCGAGUCUAAUGCCAGGAAUGUUGAAUUUGCAUUUUUGAAUGUAGGUGUGAGCUUUCAUUGGACGGAAUAUUAAAUGUAUCUGUUCCUCGCGAGCUUCGAUUGGACAGAAUAUUAAAUAUAUCUGUUCCUCGCGAGCUUCGAUUGGACGGAAUAUUAAAUAUAUCUGUUCUCACGAUCU